Messenger RNA from Schistosoma curassoni, 2921 nucleotides. The record is from the annotation of a GenBank genome assembly. NCBI's taxonomy places the organism in Eukaryota, Metazoa, Platyhelminthes, Trematoda, Strigeidida, Schistosomatidae.
UUUGAACCAUUGGAUCCGUGCGCAGAUUUCAAAUGUGGCGUUGAAAUCUGUUUUGUAUCUUUGGUUUUAUAGUUCUCUUGAUUAUGAGUAAUUUCGCUUCCUCUGCAUUUUCUUGUGCUUUUAAAAGCUGGAAGACACAUGGACGUGGAUUGUUAAGUAUGUUUUACUGCUUUAUAGAGUGAUUAGUUGUUGCCCGCUAUGGAAAUAAUGCGUGGAAUACGUACGAAAAUCUAACACUCUCACGGGUUUCAGACGUUGAUGUUCACGAAGAUUGCAACAUUUCGGGGCAUUGCAAAACGGCCGAAUGCCGCAAAAGUAGUAAAAGUCAAAACCCAGGGGGACCUUCAGAAGGUAGUGGUUCCCUCAACUCCGCCAAUGUGAACCAUCAUAGUAUCGGUUCUAAGGAACGUCUUGGUGGUGCUGGAGGAGGAGGCUCUGGAAAUGGCACUGGCUCUUUCAUAAGAUGUAACAAAUGUGGUGGUCCUUUAAAAUCUCUUGAUCCAAAAGCAUCAUAUAUAUCACGUUUCAUGGAGUGUGAAGCAUGUGAACAACUCUACGAAUUAACAGAUAAGAGUGAUCUCUCAUCAUUUAGUAAUGUAGACGAAAGCCGACAUCUUUCGCUCGUUAGUCCUAAGGAGAUACAUCAAUACUUAGAUCGUUAUGUGGUAGGUCAAGAUAAAGCCAAAAAAAUUCUUGCCGUCCAAGUAUAUGCUCAUUACAAUCGUAUACAGUAUAAUCGGUCACUGGCUACCUCGGAAAAUAAUGGAUUUAAUUCAAAUAAUUUAAACUCAGGGACAAAUGAAGCCAAACCUACUGUAAAUAAUCAUUAUUCCCCAAAUGAAUUUUCGGGUACACGUUCUUGUACACCUGUAAAUUAUCAGAGCAGUUUAAGUCAACCCUCUGUAUCUGAAUUAUUUAAUUUGUCACGCAAUGGUUCACUAAGUUCAUCGAAAAAUCCAUUUACACAUGGAGGUAGUCCAACAAGUUCAUUUCCAUUUCCAAUUACUUUAGAAAAUUUAUCUGAUAUGAAGGAUGAUCGAGAAAAACAUCGUGCCUCACGGAUUUUUAAAGAUGAUGUUGAUCGUCCAUUAAAAUUGGAAAAAAGCAACAUUAUAUUGUUAGGCUCAACAGGUUCAGGCAAAACACUGUUGGCCCAAACUUUGGCUAAUUAUUUAAAUGUACCUUUCGCUCUUUAUGAUUGUACAAGUAUAACCCAAGCUGGUUAUGUUGGUGAAGAUGUCGAAUCAACCAUUGGUAGAUUAUUACAAAAUGCAAAUUUCAAUGUGGAACUUGCUCAACAAGGUAUAGUGGUUCUAGAUGAAAUAGACAAAAUAAGCUCUAAAACUGGGCAUCAUCAUGCUGCACGAGAUGUCAGUGGUGAAGGUGUUCAACAGGCUAUGUUAAAACUGUUAGAAGGUUCACUUGUUAACGUACCUGAUGUCAAAAGUCCGCGUAAAUUACGUGGUGAAACUUUCUUAGUGGAUACAACCAACAUACUUUUUAUAGCCUGUGGUGCAUUUAAUGGACUUGACAAGAUAAUUAGUCGACGAAAACAUAAAAAGACUAUUGGAUUUGAUAUGUUGACAUCUUUGAAUGAAUCGACUACACAAGAUAAUUACACUUCAUCAGUCAAUCCACAUACGACAGAUUUUGUAAAUUUAUUUCAAAGUUUUGAAAGUUCAGCUCAUGAAGAAAAUGCUGAACGUGAUAAAUUGUUACAAGAAGUUGAAGCUAAUGAUCUUAUUACUUAUGGGAUGAUACCGGAAUUCGUUGGUCGUUUCCCUAUAAUUACUGCUCUACAUUCAUUAAAUGAAGAAAUGCUUGUCCGUGUUCUUACAGAACCACGUAAUGCACUGAUAAAACAAUAUCAAUUACUUUUUAAUAUUGAUGGUUGUGAACUGAGAGUCACUCCUGAUGCUCUAAAAGCUAUUGCUCGACUGGCAUUAAGUCAACAUACAGGAGCUCGAGGUCUUCGUUCAGUCUUGGAAAAUCUACUCUUGCAGCCACGUUACGAUGUUCCAGGAUCAGAUAUAUCAACUGUAGUUCUUACUGAGGGUGCUGUACUUGGUCAUUCCCCACCAGAAUAUCAUAGAGUUGUAUCUCCUGUUUCGUCGGUCGUUUCAUGAUUUGUUUCGCCAUCCCACUCUUAUAAUAAUAAUAGCUAUUGUUUAUGGAUGUGUAUUCCAAAGCACAUAUACCACAGACACAAAUAUCUAUUCUUUUAUUCAGAUUUUGUUAUGAGUAAAAUACCGUUAUUAUUAUUAUCUCCUGUCUAAACAGUCAGUGAUUGACGAUCGUAAUGAUGAUCAGCUUGGAUUAUAGGAGAAUGAUUUGUAUGAUUGACAGAAGAUAAUUCAGUUCAGUUAUGUUUACUUUCAUUUAUCGUGCUCAGAUUUAUUUUUUAUCCUUCUUGGUGUUUUUUUUUGUCUAUGCUGGCUAAUUUCUCACGUGAACACAUUUCAAUAAAUACAUUAGUAUAUUCUAUAUUCUCAAUUUAUUUAUUUCACUCUAGUUAAAUUAAUUCUGUACAUUUCAAGAAGUUUGUGUCGGCAACCAUUACUUAUUAAUAGUGUUCAGUUUUUUUUUGCAUUCUAAUGUAUACAUAUGUUUGGAUUUGUGCCUACUAUUCAAAGCAAUAUUAGUUUUUGUUGGUCUAUUUCAAAUCAUUUCUAAUACGAUGUCAGUUUGUGAUGUUACUGUCUUUUUCUACGAUAGUUAUUGAUCUAUUUCAUGAUGAAGGCUAAUACAAUACAAUCCAUUGGAAUAAGGAGGAUGUAAAAAAAAUUGUAUGAAUUCAGUACUUAAUAGACAAAUUGUUUGUUCCAAUUUAUUGUUAUCAUUAUUAUUUCAAUUUGAUCCCAUUUAUCUUGUUAUCCCAUGAAAAAUUAUUUAUAUCUAGUAAAAUACAUUUGUUAGAUGGU